GGAAACAGUAGCAGGCGGAAGCAGGUCGAAGUGUAUCAACAGAACCACAUUCGCCUGGAUUAUUCCCUUUUAUUAAUUCCUGUUGGAUUCUUGUUUGCGCGAUGAGUUCAGGUGUGGCUAUAAGCUCCACAUGCCCCGGUCUGUACUGCGGUCGGAUCAUGGUGAACGGGACGGUGGAGGGAGAGUGUGGAGUUUGUCCUCGAGGAGAGCGGGCCAACAUUGAGAAGGUCUGCCAGCGCUGCACAGAGUGUCCUGAGCUCUACGACUGGCUCUACCUGGGCUUCAUGGCCAUGCUGCCGCUGGUGUUGCACUGGUUCUUCAUCGAGUGGUAUUCUGGGAAGAAGAGCUCCAGCGCUCUGCUGCAGCACGUCACCGCCAUGUUGGAGUGCAGCGUGUCGGCUGUGGUCACUCUGCUGCUCACCGAACCCGUGGGAAAACUCAGUAUCCGGUCCUGCCGAGUCCAGAUGCUGUCCGACUGGUACACUAUGCUGUACAACCCAAGCCCGGACUACGUCAACACGUUACACUGCACACAGGAGGCCGUCUACCCACUCUACACCAUAGUGCUAAUCUACUACGCCUUCUGCCUGGUCAUGAUGAUGCUGCUGCGCCCCCUGCUGGUGAAGAAGAUCGCGUGUGGCCUUGGGAAGACGGACCGCUUCCGGAGCAUCUACGCCGCUCUCUACUUCUUCCCCAUCGUCACGGUGCUGCAGGCGGUCGGCGGCGGUCUGCUGUAUUAUGCCUUUCCCUACAUCAUACUGGUCCUGUCUCUGGUCACACUGGCUGUGUACAUGUCUGCUUCUGAGAUUCAGUCCCUCCAGUCUCUUAUCUCCAAGAAGAAGCGCCUGGUGGUUCUGUUCAGCCACUGGCUGCUCCACGGUUACGGGAUCAUCUCCAUCUGCCUCCUGGAUAAGCUGGAGCUGUCGCUGCCGCUGCUCGCUCUGGUUCCAGGACCCACGUUGUUCUACAUCGCUACGGCCAAGUUCACAGAGCCCACCCGCAUCCUCUCUGAGGGCGGCAGCAGGCACUGAGCGCCACCUUCAGGACUGAUCUCCAUCCUCGCUGCUCAUUUAAUGUUUAAACUCUGUCUUAGUGUAAAUGCUGCUCACGUGAAUCUGUAAAUAUUGACUUCUUAUUCUUGUUGGGAUUAAAUGUUCACAAGUUUCA
Molecule: messenger RNA, 1167 nt
Organism: Xiphophorus maculatus (southern platyfish)
Lineage: Eukaryota; Metazoa; Chordata; Actinopteri; Cyprinodontiformes; Poeciliidae
Gene: jkamp
Product: JNK1/MAPK8 associated membrane protein
Exons: 7
Coding region: 102-1031 (309 amino acids)
Biological process (GO): response to unfolded protein
Cellular component (GO): membrane
Molecular function (GO): ubiquitin protein ligase binding
Source: RefSeq, a predicted model, not a curated record